UUCUCAAGGAUUCCCAACUAGUUAGUGACAGCGCAACUACCCUGCUGCCGGCUCCGGCCUCCGGGAAGUAGCCGCACUUUACACACCCACCAUGGCGACCCUGCGUUCUACGCUCACCCUGCUGCUGCUGGCGCUCCUCACGUUCUGGCCGGUGUCUCCCUCAUCCUCGCUGGCCGGCGAGCACAGCGACCGCGAAGCACUGCUAGCGUUCAAAGAGGCGCUGUCGGACGACUCGGGCGCGCUGAGCUCAUGGAACGGCAGCAGCUCCGACUUCUGCCGCUGGGCCGGCGUGACGUGCAGCCGCCGGCACCCGAGCAGGGUGGUCUCCCUGAGCCUGCGCUACGGCAAUCUAGGAGGCAGCAUCUCCCCGGACAUCGGCAACCUCACCUUCCUUCGGAGGCUCGACCUCUUCUACAACAUGCUUUCAGGGGAGAUUCCGCGCACCCCUCGGCCGGCUACGUCGUCUGCGCUUUCUUCAAUUGGCGUACAACUCCCUCGCCGGUGAGAUCCCCGCAGACCUGUCCAACUGCUCCAACCUCGUGUCCCUGAGCGUCGAGGUCAAUGAGCUCCAUGGGGGAAUCCCCAGUGGUCUGGGCUCGCUAUCUCAGCUGCAGGUCCUGUACGUUGGCGAGAACAACAUCGUAGGGCGCAUACCGCCUUCACUCGGUAACCUCUCCGUGCUCGAGAGCAUGGCACUCUAUCAGAACAAGCUGGAAGGAACCAUCCCGGAGGGCCUUUCCCGUUUGAGAUACCUCCGGUACAUCCAGGCCGGGAGGAACAGCCUCUCGGGCACAAUUCCACCACUCUUCUUCAACAUGUCGUCUCUUCAGUAUCUCGGCUUCAGCUCCAACAGGGUUGCACGGCAGGCUGCCACCGGAUGCAGGGAGGCACCUGCCUGACCUUCAGGUGCUCCGUUUGGGUGGCAUCGGGAACAACUUCUCCGGGCCGAUCCCACCUUCCCUCCACAAUGCCACCAGGAUACAGGAUCUGGGUCUUGCCAACAACAGCUUUGAAGGAAGGGUGCCUCCUGAGGUAGGGAUGCUCUGCCCAGUGAGUGUUGAGUUGGACAGUAACAUGCUGCAAGCCGAGGACGAUGUGGAUUGGGAGUUCCUCAGACAUUUAACGAACUGCACCCGUCUUAAGACUCUAGAUAUUAGUGACAACGCCUUUGGAGGAGUGCUUCCAAGUUUUGUAGCGAAUUUCACAGGGCCUCUGAACAAUCUACUCAUGGGAAGGAACAGGAUGUCAGGAGUAAUCCCUCCGGGUAUCGGAAACCUACUUGACCUUGGGGCCUUAGAAUUUGCUGAAAAUAAUCUGCAUGGUGUCAUUCCUGAGGACAUUGGAGGGCUUCGGAACCUCAAGUACUUCUCGCUGGACGAGAAUCUCCUGUCAGGAGGUAUACCGCCCUCCUUUGGUAACCUCUCGGAGCAGCUCACCCUCGUGUUAUCAAACAACAGGCUCAAUGGCUCCAUUCCCGAGAACCUUGGGAGCUUGCAGAAGUUAACAUCCAUGAAGUUAUCCUCGAACAGGCUGACUGGUGCUAUCCCUGAAGUAAUAUUCAGCCUCUCAUCACUAACAGAUUCGCUGGUGAUUUCUGAUAACUAUCUUUCUGGUAUUCUUCCUCCACAAAUUGGCAACCUCAAGCACGCGACAACAUUGGAUCUGUCAAGAAACAACUUAUCUGGCCAAGUACCACGAGCACUUGGCGAUUGUGCAAGUUUGGUAUCCUUAGCUCUAGAUGACAAUUACUUCACAGGGAGCAUCCCUCCAUCAAUUGGUGAUUUGAAGGGUUUGAGUGUUCUGAAUUUCACAAGAAAUGCUCUGUCUGGUACCGUCCCUCAAGAGUUGAGAAAGAUUCAUGGGCUGCAAAAGCUGUACCUUGCCCACAACAACCUGUCAGGAGCCAUUCCACAACUUCUUGCGAACUCAAGCGCUCUUGUAGAGCUAGACCUCUCCUAUAACCAUCUAGAUGGUGAGGUGCCGUCUUACGGCGUGUUCAGUAACGCGAGCAGGAUUUCUGUAAUAGGAAAUGAUGGGCUUUGCGGUGGUGUUGCAGAGCUGAAACUGCCUCCGUACGUGUGCAGUCAAGCCGUAUAGCCACCAAAAACUGUCGCAGCUUAAGAUUUUGCUUCCGGUUGCUGGCAUUGUUACAUGUUUAUUAUCUCUUCUUCUAUUGUUUUUGCUCUUUCUAUUCGAAGGGAGUAGAAAAGGAUUGGACAGGAACAAUGCUACGGAAGACCGUUUGUUGGACAUCAAGUAUCCUAGAGUUUCAUACCAUGAACUGUUUGAAGCUACUGAUGGUUUCUCCUCGUGUAAUCUCAUAGGAGCUGGAAAAUAUGGAUCCGUGUAUGAAGAAAAUUUGUCUUUUACAGCUGCUAGGAAUUCUGUUGUGGCAGUCAAAGUGUUUACUCUUCAGCAACCUGGUUCUUCCAGGAGUUUUUUGGCUGAAUGCGAGGCUCUGAGACAAGUUAAACAUAGGAACUUGAUCAACAUUAUCACUUGUUGCUCCGGUACGGACUAGAGGGAAUGACUUUCGAGCUCUAGUGUUUGACUUCAUGCCCAGGUACAGCUUGGAUAGGUGGUUGCAUCCAAGAAGCAAUGGGCAGACGCACAAGUUAAGUCUUGCCGAGUUGCUGAACAUUGCGACUGAUGUAGCAGAUGCACUAGACUAUCUUCACAACAGUAGUUGGCCAACAGUGAUCCAUUGUGAUUUGAAGCCUAGCAACAUCCUCCUUGGUAGUGACUGGACUGCUUAUGUUGCUGAAUUUGGGCUUGCAAAGCUGGUUGGUGAACCCAUGGAUCAAUCAAAUUUGAAUAUUGGGACUGAAAGCACUAUAGGGAUAAGAGGAACCAUCGGAUAUGUUGCUCCAGAAUAUGGAGCGGGUGGUCAAGCAUCAGUUGCUGGUGACGCCUACAGUUUUGGGGUUACUCUACUUGAGAUGUUCACAGGGAAGGCACCUACUGAUGAUAUGUUCACAGAUGGCUUGACUCUGCACUUGCUUGCUGAGGCAGGGUUACCUGACAAGAUACUAGAAAUCAUUGACCCAGAGCUACUGCUUGAUGAACUGCAUGACGAUGACUCGGGGAUACUCAUCAAUUGCUUGACUUCGAUAAUAGAAGUUGGUGUUUCAUGUUCAAAGGACAGCCCGUCAGAAAGAAUGAACAUGAAACAUGCAGCUGCUAAGCUGCACAAAAUAAGGGAGGAAAUUGAAGGAAUCUCUUAGGAGUCAAAAUAGGCAAAAUUUGCCACUGGACAUCAUCAAAACGUAUCUAUUGCAGCGAGCCAUUUAAAAAAAGAAUGUCUUUGCUAGUA
Messenger RNA from Panicum virgatum (switchgrass), 3313 nucleotides. RefSeq names its product probable LRR receptor-like serine/threonine-protein kinase At3g47570. Gene Ontology annotation, molecular function: protein kinase activity; ATP binding. The coding region runs from base 2556 to 3224 and encodes 222 amino acids. The record is from RefSeq and is a predicted model, not a curated record. NCBI's taxonomy places the organism in Eukaryota, Viridiplantae, Streptophyta, Magnoliopsida, Poales, Poaceae. Gene Ontology annotation, biological process: protein phosphorylation. The transcript has 2 exons.